Molecule: messenger RNA, 1628 nt
Organism: Momordica charantia (bitter melon)
Lineage: Eukaryota; Viridiplantae; Streptophyta; Magnoliopsida; Cucurbitales; Cucurbitaceae
Source: RefSeq, a predicted model, not a curated record
GAAGUUAGUCCAAAAUCACAAAAAAUCGAAGAAAAGGCAGAUUUGAAGGGAAGCUGCGCUGUGCAUCAAUGGAGGCUCAGGGGACGCCGAUUUUCAACCUGCUGGUGAGGCUGUUAGACGGGAAAACCCUAGCUCUCAAAUUCAAAUCCCCUUCCGUGGACGCCCAUGCCCUCAAGCAGCGUCUCUUCGAGAGCACUGGAAUUCCCCCAAAUCGGCAGCGUCUGGUCACCGGCGUCCGCCAGAUCGACGAGGAUUCGGUGAUAUCCUGUUCUUCAUCUUCCGUUCAUCUUCUGCUUCGGCUGGUCGGAGGCAAGGGUGGAUUCGGAUCGCUGCUGCGUGGCGCGGCGACGAAAGCAGGUCAGAAGAAGACGAACAAUUUCGACGCGUGUAGGGAUAUGAGUGGGAGAAGGCUGAGGCAUGUGAAUGCGGAGAAGCGAUUGGAGGAGUGGAAGGCGGAGGAGGAGGAGAGGAGAUUGGAGAAGAUCGCCCACCAGUUUCUCAAGAACAAAGCCAAGGUUGGGAAGAAGGGGGUUGGGGAUUCUGCCGCUCAAAUCUACGUCGACAAGUACAGGGAGGAGUCUGCUCGUUGCGUCGCGGAGGUCGAGGAAUCCGUCAGAGAUGCUGUAAUCAACGCUGCUAAUCGGAAAAGGAAGGGUGGCUGUGGCUUGAUGACAGCAAAUGGAGCAGAUCCCACAAAGUUCAAGAUCUGGAUGGGCAAGAGGAAAUUGGGUGAAAGUGACAGUGAUGGUUCGGAUGAGGACAACACUGAUAAUGAAGAGGAAAGCAAGAAAUCAGUCAUCUUGAACAGUGGUUGUAAACCUGAUUUAAACAAGGACACUGAAGGGAGCUCAGACUCUGUUAGCUGUGGUAAACAAGGCGAUGUUUCUGGUGAGGCCUCGUGCGAAAGCGGUUCCGAGGAAGAAAAGGACAUGGCAAUUCAGGAAAUCAUGGCAUUAGUUGGAUGCUCUAGUGAAAAAGCUCCUCAUUCUGAACGGAUUGAUGUGGUUGAAAUGAACAACCAUACUACUCAGGGUGCAGAUGUACCUUGUGCAGAGGCUGUUGCUAUUUCUGCCGAUCAAGAAAUUGAGGCUGUUAAACAGGAUGCUGACGAGGUUGCRAUUGUAAACUCAGAAAACCGUCAAGACACAUCAGGUCCAAAUAAUGGUGAAACUAUUGAAGAUCUAUCCACACUUCCUGAACCAAAUGGCUCUCCAGUGUCCAAGUUGAGUGCUCCCAAAGAAACAGCUGCAAGUAGAUGCAAUUCAGAAGAAGCAACACUGAAUUUUGAUGAUUUUAGUUCUGCUGCAGAAAUGGAGGUUGUUGGAUUGGAAAGGCUAAAGAGUGAACUGCAAGCAAGAGGGUUAAAAUGUGGAGGUACUUUGCAAGAGAGGGCAGCCAGGCUUUUCCUCCUCAAGUCUACCCCUCUGGACAACCUUCCAAAGAAGCUUCUGGCCAGAAAGUAACUCACUGUAGAUUUUCCUUAUCUGACUUUUUACUCUUACACAGCCACCAAAAUUAGGAAGAAUUAAGUUACUGUAGUGUGGCUUUUUAACUGACUGUGGUCUGCACGGUUGUGUGUAUUCAUACACUUUUGAUAGUUAUAAAUGAGUAUUAUACCUAUUAUGUCA